This is a messenger RNA of Pogoniulus pusillus (Red-fronted tinkerbird), 1137 nucleotides long. RefSeq names its product biogenesis of lysosomal organelles complex 1 subunit 2 (gene BLOC1S2). Gene Ontology annotation, cellular component: BORC complex; gamma-tubulin complex; BLOC-1 complex. The record is from RefSeq and is a predicted model, not a curated record. Gene Ontology annotation, molecular function: gamma-tubulin binding. The coding region runs from base 11 to 544 and encodes 177 amino acids. Gene Ontology annotation, biological process: lysosome localization; endosomal transport. NCBI's taxonomy places the organism in Eukaryota, Metazoa, Chordata, Aves, Piciformes, Lybiidae. The transcript is spliced from 5 exons.
CCCGUCCCGCAUGCGCAGCGGGCAGAGGGGCGGAGCCUCGGCCUGGCGCUGGGUCGAAGGCGGAAGCGGCGGGAGGGGGCCUGUCGCCAUGGCGACCGCGGCGGAGGGGCUGCCUGAGGCCAGCGCGCAGCCCGCUAAGCGUAAGGGGCCGGGGCCGGGGUCCUCUCCAGAGGAUCCCGCUGUUGAAACAGCAGAGGAAGCUAAGGAACCACCAGAGGCAGACAUAAAUGAACUCUGUAAAGACAUGUUCAGCAAAAUGUCCACAUAUUUAACAGGUGAACUGACAGCCACCAGUGAAGACUACAAACUCUUGGAAAACAUGAAUAAGCUGACUAGCUUGAAGUACCUAGAAAUGAAGGACAUUGCUAUAAACAUCAGUAGAAAUCUGAAGGAUUUAAAUCAAAAAUAUGCUGCUCUUCAGCCAUAUCUGGAACAAAUCAACCUUAUUGAGGAACAGGUUGCAGCUCUGGAGCAGGCAGCUUAUAAAUUGGAUGCAUAUUCCAAAAAACUUGAAGCCAAGUACAAAAAGCUGGAGAAACGAUGAAAUCACAGCAGUCUUUAGGUGGACUGAGUCAGACCGAUCUCAGUGUUUAAGUUGCACAACAGCAAUUCUGUACGUUGACAAGGAUUUUGUUACAGCUAACAUCAAGACUAGUAAAUUUUCUAUCUGUUGAAUACAUUAGGCUGAAUUAAGGCUUAAGGCUAAAUGAUACUUUCCCCUCCUCAAGAGGUUCUGUUGCCUCAGUUUUGCAGUGAAAAGUAGAAGCCUGUACAUAACUUGUAUGUUGAUGCUGACUAUGUGUUAGUCCUUUGUUCCAUACGAAGUACUCUAUCCAGGAAAAUCCCUCCAUACCCUGGAAGGACACUUCCCCAUAGUAGUAGCAGGAUCUGAAUUUAUUUUUUUUCCUUUUUUGAGCUCUCCAAUGCCUUGGCUUUUGGAGGUAUGAACAUGGUAUGGAAAACACUUUGUUUUGAUAUCCACCUUUGUUUGAAAUAGACUAAUUAUUACAAGUUUACAAUAAAACUGGUUGCUGCAUUUGUCUCUCUGCAAUCUCAAAUGGCUGUUGGAAAGAUUAUGUAAGUUGUCUUUUGACUUUUUCAAGGGAUCUGUUAAUAAAGACAAACUCCUUCCAGUUA